AAACCUUGCAGUCACCCAAAACAAGGCCCGGCUAGCCAACCCCAACUGCCCCAAUGGCUGGCUUCCAAUGGGCGACGCGUCGGCCAGCCAAAAGUAAACCUAGAACCGCGUCCCCGACCAAACAUUCCAUCCCACCGCCAGUCCCUCGCCUUCGACCCCUCUGCCUCAACUGCAGACGGCCCCUAUCGUUGCAGCAGCAGCCACCGCACGACAGUGGCCCUUGUGUCUCGAGCGUCUGUUCGCACCGUCGAUCGUCCUCUCGAUUGGCAUUUUGAACAGCGUACUUGCACACCUGCCACCUGCCACCUGCCACCUGCCCGCCCGCUCGACCAGACCUCAAGGUACAAAGCCAACACCUUUUCUUCGCACCACUCGAGUCGUCGCCCUGCGCAUUGUGUCCUAGAAUACCUGCAUGCCUGCAUGCAGCACUGGAAACUUUUCUCGGUCCCGCCUGGCAGCCUGGCAGCCACACAUUGUGGCAAACACUCCAGCUAGCUUCAGCAGCGACGAGUAGAAUCCAGCCUGGCUUGGUGUGCCGCUCUCGACUGUCACAAUCUGCAGAAGACCCCGUUCUCUUUUGAGCGUACGAGACACCCAAGUGGAAUAGGAAGAUCCAGCAGUUUAACCCGUCUGCGAGUCGACCUGUCUCUCUCUGCCAGAUUCGACUGAUCACGCACUCUGCGUGACUCGACAGCCACCAUGAACCAAGGAAGCAACAUGGAGAAUUACCAGAAGUUGGAGAAGAUUGGGGAGGGAACAUACGGUGUGGUCUACAAGGCCCGUGAUCUUCUCCAUGACAACCGAAUCGUCGCAUUGAAGAAGAUCAGACUCGAAGCCGAGGAUGAGGGUGUUCCUUCCACGGCCAUCCGAGAAAUCUCCCUGCUCAAGGAGAUGCGUGACCCCAACAUUGUCCGUCUGUUCAACAUCGUGCACGCCGACAGCCACAAGCUCUACCUCGUCUUCGAAUUCCUCGACCUUGACCUCAAGAAAUACAUGGAGGCCUUGCCGGUGUCGGAUGGAGGUCGAGGCAGGGCGCUCCCUGAGGGCACAAGCGGCGAGCUGGCCCAGCUGGGGCUGGGAUCGGCCAUCAUCAAGAAGUUUAUGAAGCAACUGUGCGACGGCAUACGGUUCUGCCACUCGCACCGCGUGCUGCAUCGCGACCUGAAGCCCCAGAACCUGCUCAUCGACCGCGAGGGCAACCUGAAGCUGGCGGAUUUCGGUCUGGCUAGGGCCUUUGGAGUUCCUCUUAGGACGUACACUCACGAAGUCGUAACUCUGUGGUACCGAGCCCCGGAGAUCCUGUUGGGAGGUCGACAGUACUCCACAGGCGUGGACAUGUGGUCCGUCGGUUGCAUCUUCGCCGAAAUGUGCACGCGCAAAGCUUUGUUCCCAGGCGACUCCGAAAUCGACGAGAUCUUCAAGAUCUUCAGAAUUCUUGGCACACCCACGGAGGAGGUCUGGCCCGGUGUGACCAGCUACCCUGACUUCAAGUCGUCCUUCCCCAAGUGGAACCGUGACUUCAGCCAACCUCUCUGCCAGAAUCUGGACCGUCAUGGCCUGGAUUUGCUGGAGAUGAUGCUUGUCUACGACCCAGCAGGCCGGAUCUCCGCCAAGGCCGCCUGCAAUCACCCAUACUUUGAGGACUUUGCCACUCCCACAAAGUCAGAAUACGGCUACGCAUGAUGUGCCAUCCAAUUCGCGACGAAAACACCGACAUUUCUUUUUCUUCUGUACAGGAUAUACUGAUGAGCAAUGAACCGGAAAACUCAUGAUACCGAGGCUCGGGGGUAGCUACACGGGAUGGAGAACCGCAAGGACUGAAUGAAAUUGAGGCAGACGGUGACGGAUCUGUACGACUAUGCACGUGCCUCGCUUGCGGGCCCCCUUUCUUGCUCUAAUAUUUCUCCUCGUUCUUGCUGUGCGGACUCUGGGUGUUUACCCAGAAUGAUAGUCCCAGCAACGGACCGAUGAGGCAAGCAAAUAUCGGGCUCCGACUCUUCAACCACUUUCCCUUCCUUAGUCCCCUGUCAAUAGUGCUUGACAUUGUGCAAUAGACUCGAUCUCUUCGAUAUCAGUGACUACAGAGUGCGAUACAUGCGGUCGCCUGGAUCAAGUCCGCUUGGCUACGAUCACCACCGUACAUCACGCUUCUGGCCACUUGUUUACGACUGACGUCUCAUUAGCACCAAGAAAAGAAAGGAAGCUCUCGCGUUGACUGAGCUGUUGAGUAUGCUGGCUAACCUAGCCUAGUCGGUGAAACCCCGGCUCUUGGCAAACGAGCAGCUGUUUUCGCAGCAACAAAGAAAAAGACCCUGUGAUUUGCGACCAGUCAAAUACAUCUCACUCGCCUUGGAUGGCGGUGUGACCCAAACAUACAGUGAGGUCCAAGCACUGAGCAGAUGGGCUUUCACACAUUCUGAAGCUCCCGGGUUUCUGUUCUUUAUUGCUGGCCGGCGGUUGACUCACCCAAAGCGCCUCAUUAGACUUAGGCCUAGGGGCCAGACACACCGAAAAGUAGAAAUACAGACAAAAUUAUGAAGAACUACGUAUGCCUCACUACCAUAGGAGUCCUUCUCACCAUUCGGGUCGCAAUAACCCUCCAUCAUCUCACAACAUUUCCCCUGGUAUCACACAUCAUAUUCUUAUUGGGUGGUCAAAUAUCCUAAGCAAGAAGGAUUUCUCUCAGUCCACAAGCAAAUUUCAGCUAAACAAUGAAUCCAUAUGUCCUCGGACGUACACGGAAUAGAAGCGAAACCAGUGAAAGAAUGAAUCCCAGCUUCCACCACUCAAAGGCUGCGGCCGCACAGAACAGCAUCGACAUCCUCAAGAAGCAUCAAAAGACCGCUGUCACAUUCGCUGAGUCCUUGUCCAACUUUUUAUGUACUUGGAAAAAGAAACACAGAUGACAUAUACCAGGUUGAAGGUCCGUGGCAAGUAAUUAAUGCAUACUAUAUAGGGCCGCACCUGACUAGGUCCGGGCUUGCCGGGCCGGGCUUCGACGUCCACGGGUUACUUGACCGCCCACUCUUCUGCGUGUGCAAGGUGAGGCGCACCGAGUGUGCCACCCGACUGCUGCUUGCAUACCGCAUGAAAGUGAGUGAUGUUGCGUGGUAAUUCAAUUGGCGUUCAGUUUGAUCAAGUUUACGGCCCUGCGUGUAGGAGCCACUUUUCGAAGGCAGUUUGGUCGAUGUUGACUUCUAGCAUACAAGUAUGUUGAGAUAGAGUCUAUUC
This is a messenger RNA of Diaporthe batatas, 3231 nucleotides long. RefSeq lists its product as uncharacterized. Gene Ontology annotation, biological process: signal transduction; regulation of G2/M transition of mitotic cell cycle; protein phosphorylation. The coding region runs from base 700 to 1683 and encodes 327 amino acids. The record is from RefSeq and is a predicted model, not a curated record. Lineage: Eukaryota; Fungi; Ascomycota; Sordariomycetes; Diaporthales; Diaporthaceae. The transcript is spliced from 5 exons. Gene Ontology annotation, molecular function: cyclin binding; cyclin-dependent protein serine/threonine kinase activity; ATP binding. Gene Ontology annotation, cellular component: nucleus; cyclin-dependent protein kinase holoenzyme complex; cytoplasm.